Molecule: messenger RNA, 1277 nt
Organism: Manihot esculenta (cassava)
Lineage: Eukaryota; Viridiplantae; Streptophyta; Magnoliopsida; Malpighiales; Euphorbiaceae
Product: non-functional NADPH-dependent codeinone reductase 2
Exons: 3
Coding region: 16-1209 (397 amino acids)
Cellular component (GO): cytosol
Molecular function (GO): aldose reductase (NADPH) activity
Source: RefSeq, a predicted model, not a curated record
AUACCCUUCCUUAGCAUGUCAGAGGAAAAUAUGCAAAUACUUCAAAAUGGAGGACUGAAAUGCAAAAUUUCUCAUCCCUAUGCUAUGCCCCGGCCAAUAGAGAGGAGGCUAUACUGCAUCGACAAAACCAACACCAAACUUGCAAGAUUCUCUCUUCAAGGCAUGGUCAAAGCACAGAAAACACCGAAGAUAAAACUGGCCUCCUACGCCGGUCACCAGGAAAUGCCGGUAAUAGGCAUGGGGACAGCGGCGGACCCCUUUGAUGAAGCCACAAUGAAGACGGCAGUCCUGGAGGCGAUCAAGGUUGGCUACAAGCACUUUGAUACUGCUCCACUGUACAGGUCAGAAAAAGCUCUGGGAGAAGCCAUAGCUGAAGCGCUUAGCCUUGGCCUUAUUGGCUCUCGAGACGAGCUCUUCAUUACUUCUAAGCUGUGGUGCUCCGAUGCUCACAGCGAUCUUGUUAUCCCUGCUCUAAACAAUUCCCUCAGGAAUCUUCAACUGGAGUAUUUAGACCUUUAUUUGAUCCACUGGCCCAUCAGUUGUAAGCCAGGAAGAUCAAUGUUCCCAAUUCCUAAGGACGAGCUUCUGCCAAUGGACUUCAAGUCUGUGUGGGCAGCCAUGGAAGAGUGCCAACAGCUUGGCCUCACAAAGGCCAUUGGAGUUUGCAACUUCUCUUGCAAGAAGCUUGAACACUUACUUGCCUUCGCAACUAUUCCUCCUGCAGUAAAUCAAGUGGAGAUGAGCCCUCUCUGGCAACAAAAGAAGCUCAGAGAGUUCUGCAAGGCCAAUGACAUCGUAGUGACUGCUUACUCUCCUCUAGGAGCAAAAGGGGCUCGCUGGGGCACCAGUUUCGUUAUGGACAAUGAAGUACUAAAUGAGAUUGCAAAGACUCGUGGCAAGACGGUUGCUCAGGUGUCUAUUCAGAACACAAACUGCAUCAUGUAUGUUGGUGAACUUUAUGAAUUGUAUUAUACAUGUGGGCAGGUUUGCCUGCGAUGGGUACACGAGCAAGGAACAAGUUUUAUAGUUAAGAGUUAUAGGAAAGGAAGACUGAAGGAGAACAUGGACAUAUUUGAUUGGGCACUAUUGGAAGAUGAUCAUGAGAGGAUCAAUCAAAUCCCACAACGAAGAUUACAGCCUAAAGAACAACUAGUUUCAGCAAAUGGACCAUACAAGUCCCUUGAAGAGCUAUGGGAUGGGGAGAUUUAACCUCAUGGUAAACUUGUGAACUUGUGUUGUAUGAUGCACUUGCUCCUUAACCAUUUCAAAUUUAAUCA